This is a messenger RNA of Saccostrea echinata, 675 nucleotides long. RefSeq lists its product as uncharacterized. NCBI's taxonomy places the organism in Eukaryota, Metazoa, Mollusca, Bivalvia, Ostreida, Ostreidae. The transcript has a single exon. The coding region runs from base 1 to 675 and encodes 224 amino acids. The record is from RefSeq and is a predicted model, not a curated record.
AUGGUUAAUACAAAGAUUACUCCCAGGAAGGAAGGUCAUCGAUGUCCGAUGUGUAAUCUAAGAAUUCUAAAUGAGUUUGAGUGGGAGAGACAUGUUGUGGAAUGCGGUAGACAGCGGAGACAGAAGAAAUUCGAAUACACCGAUUGUGAUUAUGCCACUAACAAGAAAAGUGACAUGGGGAGACAUCGCCGCACUCGACACAGUGACGUAGUUUCAGCUGCAGCUGAUAGCGGCACAGAUGACUGGGAACAGUUGGACCCAGGAAAUCUGUCUGAUGUGGUCGGGAGCACAUCACAGAACCGUCCUGCUGACGAAGUCUGCCAGAGGAAGCCGACAAGACCAGCUCCAGUCUCUGCGCCGAUAGCCAAGUCUAUAGCGAGCCAGGAUCCCUUGACGCCACGUGCUCCAUCACCAUUCCGACAUCCGAUGACUACUCCCAGAAAACGCGCUUCUAUUCAUUUGGAUGCACCUCCUGUACCAUUGCCAUGUCUAACUCGGGAAGCCAGUACGCAGACAGAUCAUCAGUUAGUUGAUGCUAGUACCCUAAAGAAUAAAGAUUGUGGAGAGAAAGGUAUACAAACAGAGGGAGAUAAACGGCGUCGACUAGACAGGGUACAGGAGACAUACCAAAAAGACGGGAAAACAGUCGUUGAAGUACAUGAGGAGGAAAGCUAG